AUGUUUAAACUUUCAAAAAUGGAUGAUUCAAAUUCGACAAAAGAUUAUUUAAUAUUAAAAAAACUUUUGGAAUCUAUAAAGAAUCAUACAGGAAGGACAGAUGAAGAAACAAAUAAAUUUCUUAUUGAAUCAUUUUAUAAGAUUGAACGUGAAUUAAAUUGUAAUCAAAGUAUUCUUUUCAUUUACCUUCUUUGUAAUGCAUCAGAUGGAACAAAUUCUAAUGGUCAUAAUUAUAUAAAAAAUAUUAUUGAUAUUUAUGAACGUUAUCUUUCUACAUUACAAGUACAAGAAACAUGGCGUACAUUUUUAAGUUAUGAUGUUAAGAUUAGUGUAAUUGAAAUUUUAAGCAAAAAAUCUUUUAAAUUGGUAAAUAAUAUAUUACCAUCUAUUGCUAAUAUAUUUGAAUUAUCAUCUGACUCAGAUGUACGUUCAUAUCUUAAAAAAACUAUAUCAUUAAUGGCUCAUAAUCCAGAAAAUAAUGGUUUCUUUUUUUGGUGUGAUUAUUUUGAAAUUUAUGAUGCUAUUGAUAUACAUAUAUAUACAUUAUUUGUAUUUAAAAAAAAAAUAAUUAUGGGAGAAAAUAUUAAAAUAAUAGAAUUUUUAGACAAAAUUGAUAAAGAAAAAAGAAACAAAAUUUUAUAUUUUUUGGACAAAUUAAUGCCUGUUAAUGUUUCAUUCAAUAAAUACAAUGAAUUUUUUUAUAAAAAUUUAAAACAAUUUUUAAAUGAAUAUUCAAAUGAAUAUAAAUAUCUUGAAGAUAUUUAUGAAGUUCUUGAUUUAAAAACUUUUGAAAAAAUUAUUACUAAUUUUGCAAAAAGAUUUAAUGUAGAAAAAGAAAUUAUUUUGAAUACUUAUAUUUACAAAAUUAUGUUUAGAUUACUUUUUCAGUAUAGUGGAUAUAGAAAAGGAAUUACAAAUGGAACAUCUUCCUCAGUAUUUGUCAAUUUUUAUCAACAUAUUUUGUCAGAUUUAGGAGGUUGCCCUAGUGCAAGUCAAACAUUUAUUGAAACAUUUUAUAAUAUGAGAUAUGGUGAAGAAAUUUGUUUUUUUACAAUUAUUUUUAUGCCUGAUUUAGAAAACUAUAUUAAUGAUAAUUAUAAAAGAAUCUUUAAUGAUAAGAAUAAUUUAGUUAAUUUUAAUAUGAGAUUUAAAUAUCUAAUUGAAAAUAAUUCAUCUAUUAGAGAAUUAUAUAAAAGAACAAGACAAAAAGUUGUUAUAUCGGAAAAAUUAGAAUCUACAACAAAAAUUUUUAAUGAAAUAAAUGUUUAUAUUGUAGAAACUGAGGAACAUUUUAAAGAAGCAAUGACAUGGUUAGCUGAUGCAAAAUUAAUUGCUGUUGAUACUGAAUUUUUACCUGAUAUUGUAGGUGGAGGAUUAUGUUUAUGUCAAAUUGCUUUACAAGAUGGUGUUUUAGUAUUUGAUGCUGAAAAAAUUUCUAUACAAAAACCUUGUUGGAAAGAAUUGAAUGAUUUUAAAGUUUUAAGUAGUAUUCUUGGUAAUGUUGAGGAUAAAUAUUAUAAAGAUUCAUUUAAACGUAUUAUUGAUGUACAAUUUCUUUAUAUGAAUUUAUUAAAAGAACCUCUUUUUAAAAAAUUUCUUGAUGAUGAUGAUGAUACCAAUGAAAUUGACAAAGUAUCUCUUAAAGAUAUUACUAAAAAUGUUAUUAAAUAUAAUAUGGAGAAAGAAUUUCAAUAUGCAGCAUGGAGAAUGAGACCACUACCUAUAAAUAUGAUUCAAUAUGCAGCUAUUGAUGCAUUUAUUUUAAUUCCAAUAUAUAUAAAAAUGAAAAAAAUUGUUAAAAAUGAUGAAUUAUUUGCAAAAUUAGAAGAUAUAAAUCAAGAUUCACCAUUAAAUAAAAUUUCAACAUCAAAUGAUAUUACUUCUAAAAGUAAUGGAGAGAUGAAAAAAAUGAAAGAACGUUCAACAAUAACAGAAAUUGUUCAAUUUAUAAAAGGUUUUAAUAUUUGUUUAAAAGAAGUUAAAAAUUAUGGUACUUUAAAAAAUAAUAAUAUCACAAUUUUAUCAAUUGGUAAAGCUGUUAAUCUUUGGAAAUAUAAUAAUCGUUAUAAUAGAAUUCUUUCAUUAAGAUACACUGAUUCUCUAGAAGAUAAAAUAUUAUAUAUUUUUAAUGAAUUAAAAGUGAGACUUGAUGAAAAACUUAUUUCUCAAAAAUGUAUUCAUUGUCAUGGAAAAAGUAUUGUUAUUGUAAGUCGACAGUUACUUUUACUUGUGUAUUAUGAUUAUUUUCUAAUGGAUACAGAAAAUCAUAAGCAUUUCAAAAAUUUGGAAGAAAUUAAUGAAGAAACUAUUAAAAAAAAUUUAUUAGAUGAAAAAGAUGGUGGUAGUUAUAAUUCUGAAAAUAAUUUAUACUAUUCAAAUGAUUUUAUUAUUGAUGUAGAAGCUAAAAAAAUUAUGUUAUUAUCAGAAAAUAAAUGGAGAGAUUUACCACCACAAAAACAAAGUUGUUUUCUUAAAAUUUACUAUACACCAAAUGAUUUUAUAUUUUGUUAUGCUUGUGAUACUUUUUCAACAUAUCACAAAAUUUAA
This is a messenger RNA of Strongyloides ratti, 2547 nucleotides long. RefSeq names its product 3'-5' exonuclease domain and Ribonuclease H-like domain-containing protein. Gene Ontology annotation, molecular function: 3'-5' exonuclease activity; nucleic acid binding. The record is from RefSeq and is a predicted model, not a curated record. Gene Ontology annotation, biological process: nucleobase-containing compound metabolic process. Bases 1 to 2547 code for a protein of 848 amino acids. The transcript is spliced from 4 exons. NCBI's taxonomy places the organism in Eukaryota, Metazoa, Nematoda, Chromadorea, Rhabditida, Strongyloididae.